AUGGACGUCUCAACAUUCGCUCGAGAUCAUGUUCCCCAAAUCACAGCCACCAUAGGCCUGGUGACCUACGCCAGCACCCGGAGAAAACUCACCCUUGCCGGCAUACUCGCGGGAAUCUUGGUAGCAGGAAUCCAUAUGCUCCAUCCAUGGCCUGCGUUUUUCUGGCUGCUGAUUGUGUUUUUCGUGUUAGGGACUGGAGUUACAAAAGUGAGUGUCACUGCCUGGAAAGGGUUAGGUGUGUUAGGAGCUGAUGCUGAGAUGAUCGCAGAUUGGACAUAAAGCCAAAGCCCACGUCACGCAAUCUGCGACGGGAGGCUCCGGAGGCGAAGGCGCGAGGACGGCGAAUCAGGUCUUUGCCAAUUCUGGCACGGCUUGUAUACUCAUCGCGAUACAUGCGUAUCUGCUGAGGACCGGUACGCCUUUUAUUUCCUCCCAAGUUCCCAUCGCAGCGGGCCCGUAUUUUCCGGUCUUGCAGCGGGUGCUUCCGAUCGGAAUCGUAGCGCAAUAUGCGGCUGUCGCGGCGGAUACAUGUAGUUCGGAACUGGGCAUUCUGGCGAAGAUGGAACCGUUCAUGAUUACCGCGCCUUGGAGGAAGGUACCCAGGGGCACAAAUGGGGGUGUUACGGUGGAGGGGUUGCUUUAUGGGGCUCUUGGUGGUGCGCUUCUGACGUUGGUCGCGGGCGCGAUGUUGUAUGUGGCUCCGCCGCAUGUGGUACUGGAUGUACGGACUGGCUUGCUUCUGGCUGCUUCUGGUCUGGCGGGAAGUGUCAUCGAUUCUGUUCUUGGAGCUCUGGUGCAAGCGACUGUGACGGACAAGAGGACAGGGAAAGUUGUGGAAGGCGCUGGUGGUCAGAGAGUCAAGGUUCUUCCGGACGGUAGUAGGAUCCAGCUCGGCCAGGAUCUUCUCACGAACAAUGGAGUCAACUUUGCCAUGGCAGCUUUGGCAAGUGUACUGGCCAUGGGCGUCGCGCACGAGCUGGGAAUUGGAAUGUAG
Messenger RNA from Lecanosticta acicola, 994 nucleotides. NCBI's taxonomy places the organism in Eukaryota, Fungi, Ascomycota, Dothideomycetes, Mycosphaerellales, Mycosphaerellaceae. The record is from the annotation of a GenBank genome assembly.